AUAGCACUGAAAGAGAAGCAAAUCUGAUAAGGAGUAAAAUCGGCAUUCAGAUAUUUCUUUGUUUGAGUGUGAGAGGAUCAUGGCUUCGGGACAAGAAAAAGAAGAACGGGCCGAGGCAGCCUUGAGGUUGGCUGGGUCGGAGAAGAAGGAGGCCGAAAGGGAGAGAGAAGAAGGAGCAAAAUUGGUUUCUGAUCGACAGAAACAGGAGCAGCAGCAGCGCCCUGGUGUGAUUGGGUCCGUUCUCAGGGCGGUUCAGGAGACCUAUGAGCAUGCUAAAGAAGCAGCCACCGGAAAGUCUCAGGAGGCCGUUGAGAAGACGAGGGAAACUGCUGAGGUUGCUUCGGAGAAGGCGAGAGAGGCUGCACAAAAGACUGCAGAAAAGACAGGUCAAACUAAAGAUGCAGCCGCCGAAAAAACUCGUGGAGUGUCGGACGCUGCCUCCCAGAAGGCCCAGGAGGCGAAAGAGAAGAUGCGCGAAUCCAAGGAUUAUACGGCUGACAAAUCCAAGGAAGCCAAGGACUCCGCUGCCGAGAAAGCCAGGGAGACCAAGGAUACGGGAGCCGAAAAAACAGUUGAGCACAAGAAUUCUGCUGCAGAGAAGGCGAAGGAGACUAAGGAUGCGGUGGCUGGGCAAGCAGGGGAGUACAAGGACUACGCUGCGGAGAAAGCGAGAGGGGUCAAGGACACCACAUUGGGGAAGACAGGGGAGUACAAAGAUUAUGCAGCAGAAAAAGCCAAGGAAACCAAGGACGCCACAGUGCAGAAAGCAGCCGUGUACAAGGACUAUACUGCAGAGAAAGCUGAGGAAGGCAAGGAUACUUCUGUUGGUAAGAUUACUGAGCUCAAGGAUUCUGCAGCUGACGCCGCUAGAAGGGCCAUGGAAUAUUUGACUGGCAAGAAAGAGGAAACCAAGCACAAAACUUCCGAGACUGCAGAGGCUGCUAAGGAGAGGUUGACUGAAACUGAGGAAGCAGCGAGACGGAAAAUGGAAGAGUUAAAACUUAAAGGGAAGGAGGAGCACAAGGAAGCGGAAGGGCGCGAAACCCAGCAAUCUAAGGACUCUCCAGGUGUCAAGGGGGUGCUGAUCAACGUGCGGGAGACUCCCACCGGAUAUGUAGCCACCGCUCUGAAAGCCGCAGAUCAGAUGACCGCUCAAACUUUCAACGACGUGGGCCCCCUGGACGAGGAGGAGAUUGCACGUGUAGAUCAUCAAGAAAAGACCAAGUGAUCACCUCUACGGUCCCACCCCACACAACCCAUGUUAUGUUGAUUAUGGAUCUCUCUUUUGGUCCUAGCAUGUUUCACGUUCUUGUCCAAAAAACAUAAUACCAUCUUAUGUCUGCGCUCUUGGUUAUGUGCAAUAAUUUUGGUGUGGGUCACAGCCCACCAACAUUUCCACCAGGCCAGCCCAAGUGGUUGGCCCAUGUUACAAUCCGUUCUAGAAUCUUGUCUCCCCGGAGGUCGUCGGUGUUCCCCCCCUUUUUUUAAUGCAUUCUGAAUUUUUUGUGUGUCUUCUUGCACCGUCGUUAUCUCCACACAAUAUCAAAUUGUGCAUUAUUACUGGUA
Molecule: messenger RNA, 1566 nt
Organism: Vitis riparia (riverbank grape)
Lineage: Eukaryota; Viridiplantae; Streptophyta; Magnoliopsida; Vitales; Vitaceae
Product: late embryogenesis abundant protein ECP63
Exons: 3
Coding region: 80-1228 (382 amino acids)
Source: RefSeq, a predicted model, not a curated record